AUGAAAUUUUUCUUGACUGGAGGUUCGGGAUUUCUUGGGCGCAACCUGAUCCGUUACGCUCUUGAUAAAGAUGACGAUUUGAGCAUUAUCGUGUUAUCACGGUCAGAGGAGUCCGAUGAGAUUAUGCUAAAGGCAGCUGGAAAUGAGAAACACAGAGUUCAGAUAUUGAGAGGAAAUAUUGAGGAUGAACAAGUGUUGAUAAAGGGUGUUUCGGAAGUACAAGUAGUUAUACACAUGGCCGCUAAGGUACGGCCUUGGGGUGUAUUUUCCGAAUUUGAGGUCAUAAAUAUUGGUGGGACUCGAAAGCUAGUAACCGUGAUUGAACAAUCGGCAAACAAACCACGUCUGGUCUAUAUAUCCUCCUUUACCGCUUUGGUAUCCAACCACCACGACAAAGAUAAUAUCCCUAAUUGGGCCCCUUACAGCAAAUCAAAAGCUCUGUCGGAAGACAUAGUGCUCAAUAGUUCUAUAAGCGAUAAAGUACUAUUGCGUCUUGGUUGGUUAUGGGGUAAAGACGAUAAUGUAUUGUUACCGAAGUUGGUCUCUCUGAGUAAGAAUCCAUUAUGGAAGAUAUGUCCACGUUCUUAUCCAGUAUCUAUUCAACAUGUUACUAACGCGUGCGAAGCAGUGUAUCUUGUGGCAAAAAAUCCGUCGCUGCCAUCGCAGUUAUAUGAGUUUAAAGACCCUGAUGGAGAUAUUGAUGUCGAAGACUUUCUAGAAUCAUAUGUAAAAGCAGCGUCCCAGCGCUCCGACAAUGUGCCUCGACCGUUUGAGAAUUUCAGAGCGCCAAAGUGGUUGGUAUGGGGAUUCAUCACGUUUGUAGAAUGUAUUCCAUUCUUAAAUUAUGGGAAGAAGUGGGCAUUGGAAGGAAUGACGAGAGAGCCUUUGAUGCUGUUGUUUAAUGAUUACAGAUUGAAUGAUGCAAAAGCAAGAAAAGAGAUUGGGUAUGUUGGACACGUUCGAAGAGCUGAAGGACUCGAUGAAGUUGCAGAGAUGCGCGGGUGA
This is a messenger RNA of Paraglomus occultum, 1005 nucleotides long. The record is from the annotation of a GenBank genome assembly. NCBI's taxonomy places the organism in Eukaryota, Fungi, Glomeromycota, Glomeromycetes, Paraglomerales, Paraglomeraceae.